Molecule: messenger RNA, 3418 nt
Organism: Nerophis lumbriciformis (worm pipefish)
Lineage: Eukaryota; Metazoa; Chordata; Actinopteri; Syngnathiformes; Syngnathidae
Gene: znf296
Product: zinc finger protein 296
Biological process (GO): positive regulation of transcription by RNA polymerase II
Cellular component (GO): nucleus
Molecular function (GO): DNA-binding transcription factor activity; RNA polymerase II cis-regulatory region sequence-specific DNA binding
Source: RefSeq, a predicted model, not a curated record
AACUUGAACGCAACACUCUUGUGUCAGUCCAGCAGGCAGGGGAGACUCACGGAGAGGCCAGGCCGUCUUAUCAGCGCUGUCCUCCCCCUCUCGGCCGGCUCUAUCGCCCCGCAACCAUCUGCGAGCAAGACGCCUCUCCUUCCGCUUCUGUUGUUGUGUUUCGUGGGGGUAAGAAGAUGUCCAGACGUAAACUUGGAAGCCGACCGCAGCACCUGAGUGCAAUUCACGAAGCGGAGGACACGGUGGAUGAAAGCGGCCCGCCACAAAAUCAUCCUCCGGGUCGGCAGAUCCCCGCCGUUGGCGGGGCUCGUGACCUUUUGACCUGCGGCCAGUGCAGCCAGGCCUUCCCCCUGGCGCACAUCCUGGCCUUCAUCCAGCACAAACAGGGCGGCUGUCUGUCUGGCAACCAGAGGGCCAGCGCCAACGCCGCGCCGCCCUCACCUGCCCAUCGGGCGCAGCAUCGACAACAGCGACACGGUGCCGCCGCGCUGGGACCGGGGUUCAUCGAGCUAAGAAGGGAGGAGGCCCAGAGGGACCCGACCUGGGGGGCGGAGCUUGGUGUGAAGGUGAAGGCGGAGCCCAGCAAAGCAGCGCCCGAGGAGCCCUCCUACUUCACCUGCCUGCAGUGUGAGAGCGUGCACGCCUCAGCGUGGGCGCUGUUGCAACACGCCCAGCACACGCACUCCUUCAGCAUCUACCUGGAGGAGGACGAGGACGAUGUCAGAGCAUCAGGGGGUCCUCGGGGGAAUCCGCCGGUGGCGGCCACACUGGACCCGCGCCACCUGAGCCAGGCCCUCACCUCCGCCUUCCAGCCAUCCGCCCUCCGUCUCGGUCGGCCUCGCCAGACGCACGUUGUCCUUGCCCCUUCCGACCUGCAGGCUCUGAACUUCUCCGAGCGGCUGCGGGAACUGGCCGAGGGCAACAAUAACAACAGCAACAACCCAUUGGGAGACGUGAUGCCGUCGCCCUCCUCGUCCCCACCGGCGGCGUCCCCCUUCCCCCAAACCGGCGUCGUUCACUGCGAAAUGUGUGACCACAGCUUCCAGUCUCAGCGUGCCCUCUCCGCCCACUUCCGGACUCACACCUGCCAGAGGCCGUACCACUGCGGCGUGUGCGGCCAAGCGUUCUCUCAGAGCGGCCAGCUCGCGCGCCACAUCAGGAACCACCACCGCGAGGCCGCAGGUGGAGGGGGCGGGUUUGAACCUGCGGACAUGGUGGUGACGGAGGGCGCCAGAGGGAGGUUUCAAUCGCAGCCAGGAAAGGUGGCGAUGGACAUGAGAGCACAGGGCGCCUCAGAGUUGGACAUGACGAAGCACCCCGCCAUUGCUUCCGCCCCGAUGUUGCUGCCCUCGCAGGCCCGACCUGCGGACAGACCGCUGCUGAGGCUUUACCAGACCCAGAGGGACGGCGGCGGCGGCGAGGAGGAGGCGGAGGGACAGGGGGAGCCCCGGCAUGCCUCGCCCUGUGCCAGCCCCUCAGAGGGCUCCCUGGAAAGUGGCGAAACCGGGGGCAGUGGCGAGAGCGGCAUCGCCAGCGGAAACUGCACACCCAAACGCCCCGAGAUGAGCGAACGGGCGCGAGGCAUUGGCGAGUGGGAGACGGAGCGGGCGGAGAUCACUGACUUCAGUUCGGCGAAGGUCAGCGAGGCGGUGCAGGAGUGGCAGAGAGAGAACGAGCGCAGGAGCGGCAGCGCCGGAGGAGGCGGCACCGGCGUGACCUCCGGCUCCUCCGCCAAGAAGAAGAAAGACGAGGCCUGCGAGUACUGCGGCAAACAGUUUCGCAACAGCAGCAACCUGACCGUGCAUCGCCGCAGCCACACCGGCGAGCGGCCGUACCGCUGCGGCCUCUGCAACUACGCCUGCGCGCAGAGCUCCAAGCUCACGCGCCACAUGAAGACGCACGGCGCCCAGGGAGCCAAGGCGCCGUUUCUCUGCCAGCUCUGCGCCGUGCCGUUCACUGUGUACGCCACCUUGGAGAAGCACCUGAAGAAGGUGCACGGUUUGAGCCACGCCAGCGUAGGCGCCUACGCCCAGGCUAGUGCCGCCGACACUUUGGCUGCCAUGAAGGCUGAAGAGGCGGCGGCGGCGGUCGUCGUAAAGAUGGAGGAGGAAGAAGCCAGUUUGGAUCAGAUGGAAAUGCAGGGUGCAGUAAACAUGGAGAAGGAAGGACAUAGCCAGGAGGGGAGCAGAGGAAGUCCAAAUAUGGUGGCCUUGACUCCUGCACCCUGAGACCUUUACAAUAAACUCUGUACAGGACUGGAGUAGCCCUUCAAAAUAAAACCCAUUGAACUGACAAACCCGUAGAAAGUAGCAGAACUGAAGCAGAAACUCAUAUGCAAAAAGCUGCAGGCUGAAAACAAAAGUGCCUACUUGAGACCGCAGAACAAAACAGGACAUUCAACCGGGGGCAUUACCAGCGCUGUGGAACAGGAAGUGAGCUGCCACAGUCCACGCCACCACAGGAAACCCCACACACACAUUGUCACGCUGCAAACGACUCAAUCGAGCGACUCGUCUCUUCACUGGACCGGACAGGUGACGACGGCCACAGACCGUCGUGGAGACAAAUGAACAAUAUGGUGGCGGAUAGAAACAAGGAAGGUCUUCUCUUUUAACGACUUGGAAUGAAAGCAAACAUUGUCUGUCUGCAGUUUGUCAACCUGGGCUCUUUUUUUUUUAUUUUAUUUUAAGGCGCUUGUCACUUAAGGUCAUGUUUACAGGGCUCGCAGGGGCCCAGCAAGGUUGUGUCAGACAGACGUUCUCAUGAGCGAGGAUCCACAGGAUGACUUUCUAUGCAUACCAACUGUACUUGGCCCACCUAUAACGUGUGAAACGGGUGUAAAUUAUGUUUCUGUCGGGUGUCCUUUAUUUUGUCCGCUGUUGUUUACAUUUGUAAAAUGUCCAACCGCUUAAGAGACUUUGUGUAUUUUUCUAACGCUUUCUAAUUUAUGAAUGCAGCACCUUGAUGGUUGGCUACCAGAGUGGUGAGGCCCACUUUGGUUGAUUGGAGCACUUCGGAGAGUUUGAAUGUUUUGUGUGUCUUCUGCUUGUCCCGUGAUCUUGUGUCCAAAGCAUGACUUUUCCCGGUCAUAACUGCCAUGUCCGUGGCUCGGUUUUGUGACCAAAACUCAUCAAGUCCAGAGCGCCACCAACUCAUUAUGUGAUUUUCCAUUUUUUUCGCUUAUCCGUAUCAGGGACACCAAAAGAAAUGUGUGUUGUGUAAAAGCAGUGUAACUGUUCAGGGAUCACGUGUUGUACAUAGACUGACAAUCGUUGCUGUUGUUAUUACUGUUGUUAUUAUAUUAUAACUAACUGCCUGUCACUGUUACAUCUUCUCCUGUCCAUUGUCUUCCUUUUUAGGCUCGACACUCCAUUUUACAAUCUUGUCCUGAUGAGCCUUAAUAAAGAGCUGAGGUGUA